UCUGUCCGAUAUGUAGGCUACUGUUUUUAAUAUGAGCUAUUGUAAAACUAAUUGAAAAAAAAAAAAAAAGUUUCUAAACAAGCAAAUUGAGGCCGAGUUACCGGCAGGUCAAGCGAUGCUAAUGCGUUCACAUAGCCCGAAUUCAUGACGCACAGUAAAAGUGCUCAACAAAAGUUGUUUAAUAAUAAGGAUGAUUUAGAGGUUGAGUCAGAAACAAGCCAUAUCUUAUAUAAUGUCACAUAAUAAAUAAAGUUACAUUCGCUGUUGCAGCCUGAUGGCGUCACCAUUCGCUUUAUUCUAAAUUUCAAAAGCUAUUUAUUUAAGGAAUAAUAUACUUAAUGAUUAAUGUCGUCAUUGACGAAAGGAAUUUAUCACCACCCAUCGCACUUUCCUGUCUUUCAUUAGAGUGACAGUACAAGCAAGAGCGUGCAGUGCGAACGCGGACAACACGUGCGCAUCGAGGCAUUCGGUGCCUUUUACGCACAACAUUCACGUUUUGUGUCCGCGGCGGGGACACGUUAGAGACGUGACGAGACUGUGAGGUGACCAGGUGGAGGGCGAGUGCAAUUAUUAAUGCGCCUCAGACAGAUGGUGAGGCUUUACAUGCCCCUCCGCAGGAGAUGGAUUCGAUUCCUGACAUCCAUUCUGAUGUUAAUUACAAGCUGGUCAAACUGUCAGUAAGGACUCCAGAACCUUUAAUUUAACUUUGCAAUCAGCCAACACAGACAAAGGCCAUCAUAAAUAUGAUUUGCUAAAACAUUCUAGGGGUCACUUAGGAAUGGUAGAUGAUCAGCCCAGUAGUACCCAGAAACGAGAAGCCGAGAUUAACAGACUAAAUCUGAGGGCGCAAAAGAAAUCCACCAGACGCUAAAAGAAAUGUGUACUCUUCUCUCACACAUAAACGUGAGGUAAACUGGGUGGUAAGUGGGUACAUAACACAGUCUGUUAAAUUGACAAGCCGUUUCAUAAUGUCACUAGAAUGGAGCGGGAUCACUAAUUGACCCGCAAUUUGAUCCCGAAGCGGAAAACAAACCAGCGGGUCGUGGCGCUGCUGGUUAACACGACGUUCGCUGAUUUAGGACGUGAAGUUCGAGGCAGGGUGUUGAUUUAAUGGACAAAGCAAGGACACAUUUUGCUGCCGUCGAUAGACCCGGCCCUGUUCGACAAACAGACUGUGUCCAAUUCACACACGCUUACGCGGACACGCAUGCACGCUGGGUUUAUAUUUCCAGCGCCGGGCCGUGUUUAUCCAAGAAGUGCGCAGGAUAAAUCCGACGUCUGUGCUGCUGCGGCCUCAUAUCAUUCCAACACUUUCUCUCCGGGGAGCUUGGAAUAACUGCAAAACCUUAAACAGUAGCUUGUUCUGGGGGGGCGAGGUCCAGGUCUGCAGAGAGGCUCCGCACUGGGCUCCAUAUCCGAAUAUAUGUAGCCUGCACACACAGUACACUAGUUUUUAUGUAUCAUGCAACUGAAUCCUGAGGAGAUUCUGUGCUUUCUGAUAAUAACGUUUGUUAAGCAUAAGGCUAAUAAACACUGAGCAGACCCCCGGGUGCACCCGUCUAUUGAGCACAUUGUAGCGCAUCCAUGUUUCUCGCAGAUUUGAACAGAUAUGAAGUCCCCUUUGUCCGUCUUCCAUGAAGGUGUCUCAUGAUAUUUAAAGGACCCGCUUGAGGCGCUUGUCAUAUCCUUGUGAGCGCCCUGGAGACAAUCUGGGGACAUGGCUGGAGGACUGUUAUAUUGAGAGAAAAAAAAAUGGGGUGGUGCGGUUCUUUCAGGGACGAGUCUUUUUACAUUUCAUGUCUGUGAUGGGGAGAGCGUAAUCACGGGCCCACAGGUGCUGAAGCAGGGACUGCCACUCUUCUUGUCUUGAACUCACGCUCUUCAUCACUCUGCUGUUUCAGGUCCUUGCCGUUGGAUUUCAAUCGUGGGACAAACGGAGGAGAGAGAGAAGGGGAAGUCAGGAGGGAAGUGAGACAGGGUGAGUUUGGUGCAGACAGGUGUGUAUUAGCAGGUAAACUGGGGUCCAAGGUGCGCGCUGAGCCGCCUAUGAUACCAACAACGCGGAUGGAAAGAACUUUAAUGUGGAACCCUCACAGAGUUUUGCAACGGAGGCUGAGAGUAGAGACAGACUGGCAGUUUAUAUUAUAACUUAGACGAGGCCAGAGGGACAGAACAGACAGCAGUCAGCCCACACUCUGCACGUCACUGUAGGGAUAGACAGGGAUAAGGACCCGACAGGUAGAAUUACGCAUUUAGGAACAGGCCUUACAUCAUCUGCGCACCCGGAGGAUUGUGUGUGUGCGUGUGUAGCAAGAUGUCCAGAGAGGAGCAGAGCCUAUCGGAGGUUGAGCUCAGCCCCGGGAUGUCGGACGACAGUCGCUCCCUGUCCCCGGGACAUUCCUCCGGUGCGGCCGGCGGGGGCGACUCGCCUCUCCACGGGCAGCAGCUGCCGCAGCUGGCUGGCCUUGACGACUCGGCGGCGGGCUGCUCGUCCGUCAAAUCCGACGACGAGGACGAGCGCUUCCCCGCAGGAAUCCGUGAGGCGGUGAGCCAGGUGCUCAACUGCUACGACUGGACCCUCGUGCCGAUGCCGGUGCGCGUAAACUCCGGGAGCAAGACCAAGCCGCACGUGAAGAGGCCCAUGAACGCCUUCAUGGUGUGGGCGCAGGCGGCGCGGAGGAAACUGGCCGACCAGCACCCGCACCUGCACAACGCGGAGCUCAGCAAGACCCUGGGGAAGCUCUGGAGGCUUCUUAAUGAGAGUGACAAGCGACCUUUUAUCGAGGAGGCAGAGAGGCUGAGGAAGCAGCACAAGAAAGACUAUCCCGACUACAAGUACCAGCCACGGCGUCGCAAGAACGGAAAGCCUGGUUCCGGGUCAGGAAGUGAGGCCGACGGCCAUUCGGAGGGUGAGGUCAGCCACAGCCAGUCCCACUACAAGGGCCUCCACCUGGAUGUGGUCCACAGUGGGGGGGCUCGGUCCCCUCUGGCAGAGGGGCACCACCCUAAUGCUGCAGGUCAGAGUCACAGUCCUCCCACGCCUCCCACCACUCCCAAGAAUGAGUCGCAGUCGGGUAAGGCAGGAGAUGGUAAACGGGAGGGUUCUGGGAAUGGUGGCUCCCGUGGCCCAAUGGGAGCAGAGGGAAGCUCAGGUCCUGCGGGCUCUGGGAAACCUCACAUUGACUUUGGUAAUGUGGACAUUGGUGAGAUGAGCCACGAGGUGAUGGUCAACAUGGAACCUUUUGAUGUCAAUGAGUUUGACCAGUACCUUCCCCCCAAUGGGCACCCAGGGGUUGGCCAGGGUGCUGGGGCAGUAGCCGCAGCAACUGCAUCUCCAGCCUCUCCAUACACUUAUGGCAUCUCCUCAGCUCUGGCAGCGGCCAGUGGACACUCAGCAGCCUGGCUCUCCAAGCAGCAGCAGCAGCAGCAACAUCAUGGUUCCCCUCUGGCCUCAGAUCCCUCCAAGGCCCAGAUCAAGAGCGAGGGGGGAGGUGCUGGGGGUCACUUUGCAGAGGCAGCAUCAGCUGGUUCCCAUGUCACCUACACUUCCCUCAGCCUUCCCCACUACAGUUCCGCCUUCCCCUCUUUGGCAUCCAGGGCUCAGUUUGCUGAAUAUGCUGAACACCAGGCCUCAGGGUCAUACUACGCCCACUCCAGCCAGGCCUCGGGGUUGUACUCUGCUUUCUCUUACAUGGGGCCCUCCCAGAGGCCCCUGUACACUGCCAUCUCUGACCCAGCCAACGUUCCGCAGUCACACAGCCCCACGCACUGGGAACAACCUGUCUACACUACACUGUCGCGGCCAUGACAGACAACGAGACCAGAGGGCACUGGUGCAGGUUCAGUCCCUAUGUCAGACCCAAGGAGCAGCAGCAGCAACAACAGUGUUGGUGGUAGCAGUGGUGAAAGUGGUCUGGGCUGGGGGGAUUGGGCAGGCACCGGGGGAGUCGGCUGGGGAGGCAGGAGGGGAGGAACCCCGUUCUGUUCUCAGCCAGAGGCAGAAAUGCCGUCACAGCUCAAGGAUGAGCCUGGAGCGUGGUGCUUUUGAAGCGUGGUUCAUUAUUUGGGGCACACAGUAUAGUAGCGAAAGAAUGUAAUACUUUGGUAGAGCAGAGGAGAAACACCCAACCACCACCGGUGCAGAGUUCAGGUUAGAUUUAAAGCAGCAGAACCUCCAGUGGCAGUGUUCAAUGUGGUGGCAGAUCGUGUGCCUGUCAGUUUGGUGACUCCAUUUGUAUCACAGUCUACAGCCCUCUCCCACAAGUCACAUGGGGCAAGUAGCAACAGUGACCAUGGUCCAGUUUCAGAAUUAGAAAAAGACCUUGAUCUCUAUUCUGAAGGGUGUGACUGAGAGGGAUCCAAAUUCAUAUGCAAUGGAUAUUUUUUGUACCAGAAUAAUGGAGUGCCAAAGUAUUUUUGCUGGCCCAUUCACAUCUCAGGCAGACUGACCUUUUUAUUUUGUUUUGUAUUGCUUUUGGAAAUCAACACAACAAACACUGGCAACAUUAUGUCGGUUUCUGAUGCACAUUUGUGCCUAUUUACAGGUCCAGUAUGUAGGAUUUAGGAGGAUCUAUUGGCAGAGAUAGUUAAUAGAUAAUUAUAUUUUCAUUAGUCUAUGAUCACCUGAAGCUAAGAAGUGUUUGUUGCCUUAGAAUGAGCCUUUAAUAUCCGAAAAGGAAGUGGGUCGUGUUCCGUGGAGUCUGACAUGUUGCACCGCCAUGUUUCUACUGUAUCCUAGAAUGGACAAACCUAACACUGGCCCUAGAGAGGUUGUUUCCCUUUUUUUCCCUUUGCAUAUUUAGCAGCCACUGUCGGGAAAGGUGAGGUGAGGGGUAUUCACUUGGUUUCAAUCUGCAAACUCACCACUAGAUGCCACUAAACCCUUCAUACUGGACCUUUAAUUCAAAUUGUUAUGCUGUGUUCACUUCAAAUGCCUUUUUUAAAACACAGUGAGCGCGCAUGGAAGACAAAUGCCAUAAAACAUGUUGAGGUUUUGUUGAGUGAAAUGUAUAUUUAGUCAACAAAAAAAAAAAAAUCAUGAUGACUAACUAUAAUCAGGAUAGUUUAUACUAUACUGUACUUGAAAUUGCAAUUGUAUUGAUGUGUACAGAUUUGAAAUAUUUGUGAGACAACCAAAGUUUUGUGACCAAAACUUGUAAAGAAGAAACAGAUUGUACAGAUGUUUCUCCCAAUGUGACACUCAAAACUACCUACACUUCAUUAGUUUUCUCUUAGCUUUCUCCAGUGUGACCUAUUGUAAAUUACUUCUAAACAUGUCAAUGAAGUGUCAAAAGUUACUUUUGCCUUCCUCACAAUGGCACUGAUGAGUGUGAUGAUUUUUCAUUAGUAUUCAAUGUAUUCAUGGACAACAUUAAUGGUAAAAAUAUCUAUCUGUACUUGGAUAAUCGAUUUGUAUUGACCAAAUGUGUCGUGGAAUACAAGACAAAAGCUGUUUUAACAACUUACUGUACUAAUACUGUCAAAUGCUUUUUGCCAUUAUUAUCUCCACUGACAGUUUGCACCACUGCCUUUUCUUUUCGUUAAUGCAUUCAAAUGUAUAUAGAACAGUAUUCAAUAUGAAAUGUCAGAUCCUUUGAUUGUAGUUGUGUAAAAAAAAACAAAAACAAGAGACAUGAGACAGUUUCACUGUGGAAUAAGCCAACAUUGAGAGACAUUUGCCAGAGACUGAGUGCGUAAAGCUUAGAGGAGAAAAAAUACAUUUUAACACAUUUCACACAUAUAGAAUAUGCCUUGUCCUUAAUAAUAACUGCUACUCGCGUAUCAAUAAGCAACAACUGUAUUGUAUGUUAAAUCAUGUUUGUUUUCCACUGCUUUCAUUAGUUUUUCCAUCUCUUCUGUCUUUGGUCCUUAUUGUUUCUUUACUGUGUUUCACAUUUCAUUUCUGUCCCUCAUCUCCGCAACAGCACUGUAUUUUAAGUGUGUUAUUCUUCAUCUUGGUAAGUGAAAAAAAUAUUACAAAUUUGCUUUGUUUUCAUGUGAAUCAUUUAAAAAAAUAUUCUUUAUCACUACUGGACAGAGAUCCAAACCAUAUGCAUGCAGCACAUUGAAGUUUAAAGCCCAUUUUUAUUUAACCAUUUACCUCCAGCAUAAGAGUUCCUUUUACAUCCUUGUUGCUAUGUGUGAAAUAUCUGUAAUGUUGCUAUGAAUUUUACAUUUCUUAUUUAUAUUUGCUUUAUGCUUGUGUGCGCUGUUACUGCUUUCUCACCUUAAUGAAAAAAGAAAUAAUUGACUGCCAUUUUAGUAUUUAAUUGUUUCAUCUCUUGUAUAACGGUUGCCAACACAACACAGCAACAAAACCUCUUAAUAAUAGCAAGAGCAAAAAGUCUAAACAUGUGAUGAUGACUAAUGAUCUUUUACUCUCACUUGAAAUAAAGCACUAUUAUUUCUGAUUCAAUACAA
Acanthopagrus latus (yellowfin seabream) is the source of this 6420-nucleotide messenger RNA. RefSeq names its product transcription factor Sox-10-like. The record is from RefSeq and is a predicted model, not a curated record. The coding region runs from base 2315 to 3808 and encodes 497 amino acids. Gene Ontology annotation, cellular component: nucleus. Lineage: Eukaryota; Metazoa; Chordata; Actinopteri; Spariformes; Sparidae. Gene Ontology annotation, molecular function: RNA polymerase II cis-regulatory region sequence-specific DNA binding; DNA-binding transcription factor activity, RNA polymerase II-specific. The transcript has 3 exons. Gene Ontology annotation, biological process: peripheral nervous system development; enteric nervous system development; negative regulation of transcription by RNA polymerase II.